This is a messenger RNA of Papaver somniferum (opium poppy), 834 nucleotides long. RefSeq lists its product as uncharacterized. The transcript has 3 exons. Lineage: Eukaryota; Viridiplantae; Streptophyta; Magnoliopsida; Ranunculales; Papaveraceae. The coding region runs from base 1 to 834 and encodes 277 amino acids. The record is from RefSeq and is a predicted model, not a curated record.
AUGAGGUGGACCCUAGAAUUUCGACAAAGAAAGGAUGCUUCAAGAAUUCCAGGUCAUAGCCCAUACAUGAAAAUGUAUGUCGUUAUGAAGUGUCUUUGUAAAGGUAUCUCACCCGAUAACAUUGAUGAUUAUACCCGUAUGGAUGCUUCUACUACUUAUUAUUAUAUUAAGAAGUUUUGUGAUACAAUUAUGUUUGGGUUUAAUGCGGAAUACAUUAGACGUCCAACUGUGAAUGAUGUGAAGUGCUUGAUGAAGGAAAACGCAGCUAGAGGCUUUCCAGGAAUGCUUGGUAGCCUGGACUGUAUGCAUUGGGGUUGGAGGGUGUGUCCACAAGACGAGGCAGGAACACACACAGGCCACAAAAGUUAUCCCACCUGUGUUCUUGAGGCGGUUGCUUCAUACUAUAGGUGGUUUUGGCAUGGGUAUUUUGAAGUGGGUGGAUCCAGCAACGAUCUUAAUUUUUUGAAGUCCUCUAAUUUGUUUGAUAACAAUCUCAAUGUCCAAGCUUACGGUGCACCCAGUGAUAUUCCAAUUCUCGAGUUAUUUAACAAAUAUCAAAUGGCAAAGAGGAAAGAUGUGGAACAGGCAUUUGGGACACUGCAAAACCCACCUCAUGCACCUAUAGUCAGAUACCUGAGGCAGACAAGCGAUGCAUUACAAAACCCAGUUCUCCAUGAGAGACUUCGUACGGAUCUUACAGGUCAUAUAUGGGAACGACAUGGCCAAGGUCUAAGGGAUGGUGAAAUUCCUGGAGAUGCGAUAGACAACGAGCUGGAUUCAGGAGAAGACACGGACGAGGUUGAUGUUGAUCAAGACCAUUACGACCCAGAAUGA